AUGGUGGUGGUGUCCGGAAAAAGUGCCUUCUCCAAGGAUAUGGCCGUCCGAAAACGAAUCUCCGGCAUUUAUAACAAAAGAGGGCAGGAUUUCCCUUCUUUAAAGGAGUACAAUGACUACUUGGAGGAAUUGAAAAAGAGGAAGUGUCUGCUUGCACUUGCUGUAGUUAAUUUAGUUGAUGGAGUAGAUGUUCCUGCUAUUGAAGCAAGAAUUGCUGAGUACCAAAGAGAAAAUGCAGACCACGUCAUGAAUGCUCAAGCCCGCAAGGCUGAGGAAUAUGCAGCUGCUUUGGCGGCAAGCAAGGGCAACAGCCGCAGUCGAGCAUUGAUUUUGUAA
Molecule: messenger RNA, 336 nt
Organism: Striga hermonthica
Lineage: Eukaryota; Viridiplantae; Streptophyta; Magnoliopsida; Lamiales; Orobanchaceae
Source: the annotation of a GenBank genome assembly